Molecule: messenger RNA, 6354 nt
Organism: Pygocentrus nattereri (red-bellied piranha)
Lineage: Eukaryota; Metazoa; Chordata; Actinopteri; Characiformes; Serrasalmidae
Gene: phf21aa
Product: PHD finger protein 21Aa
Exons: 18
Coding region: 310-3033 (907 amino acids)
Biological process (GO): negative regulation of transcription by RNA polymerase II
Cellular component (GO): histone deacetylase complex
Molecular function (GO): chromatin binding
Source: RefSeq, a predicted model, not a curated record
GCUGAAUGAGAUUGAAGAAGAGUUCUUGUUUUGUAGCUCAGUUUUUUUCCUCUUUUUAUACAUUUUUGUAAAAACGGGAAAUAAAAAUCAACUCGCCACGUAGAGGAUACGUUACAAAACGCAAUGGAGACUCCGACGAGGCAAACGGAAUAAAUUCAGACCCUGGGCAGGAUUCGGUUGUGAAAUAUCCAGGGUGAUAGUAAAUAUUUAUUUAAAUAAAUCGUGUGUGAGGAGAACGAGGUUUGACUGCUGCUGGAAGUGUGUACGAGGUUCCAGACUCUCCCCCCCACCCCCUACACUGCCAGUUGGAUGGUGUUCAAGACAGCAGACGUUGUGAAGGCUGAGGGAGGUGUGGGAUUUGGGCAAAAAGGCUUGAUGAUGGAGCUGCAGAGUCUACAGGAGGCUCUCAAAGUGGAGAUACAGAUCCAUCAGAAGCUGGUUGCUCAGAUGAAGCAAGAUCCACAGAAUGCGGAGUUGAAACUGCAGCUGCAUGACCUCCAGGCCAAGAUCACAGCACUGAGUGAGCGGCAGAAAAAGGUGGUGGAGCAAUUGAGGAGAGAUUUGCUGGUGAAGCAGGAGUCAGCGGAGAUCAGGCUCCAGACGCAGACACAGCUCCCCCUACAGACCGAAGGGAAGACUACCACCCUUGUCUCCAGUCAGAGCCAGAGCCUUCCUCCACCUCACCUCAGUGCUCCACAGAAUUCAGUCAGUGUGACCCCAGUCAUCGCCACUAAGACACUACCUCUGGUGCUGAGAGCUGCCACACCCACCACGCCCAUUGCCAUGAUGCCAACACCCACUAUUGCUAUGGUUACCACUCUCACAAACACACCCCUCUCCAGCCUUCCAAACUCAGACCCUCAGAGUUCACCAAUCAGCCUCCAAUCGUGCAGCAAGCCAGUGAAUCAGGGAACAGAACCUGUUCGGAUAGUUCCCAAAAACACUAUUGUUGUUCAGGCCGCCACUCAGCCAAUCAAAGUUCCUCAGUUUGUCCCGCCCACCAGACAGACAGCUCGACCAGCCUCUCUACCGCAGGUAAUGCCCAAGCCUCCUGCCUCUGUAACUCCAACAGCCUUGCAGCCAAUUCUGGCUUCCCCUCAAUCUUUACAGCAGCCUGUGCUCCUGGCUGCCAAACUGAGUUCUGCUCUGCUGCCCUCGUCCGGACCAGUCCACCAGCUGCACAUCUUCAGCCCUCAGCCUAGCGCUACUGUAACCCAGCCCUGCCCCAUCAAUGCACAACCUGGCCCUACUGUCACUCCUGCAAUCACGCAGCCCUGCCCUAGCAAUGCACAGCUUAGCCCUAACACCAUCCAGCCCUGUCCUAGCAUCACUAUGACACUCAACACCAACAUAAGCCAGCUCAACACUAGCAGCACACUGCACAAUAGUACACAUCUGCCUAGCAUCAUCAUCUCCCCAAAACCCACCCAGGUUCAAGCUGCCUCUUCCAUCCAACUCAGCUCUAACUCUACCAGCACAGAUAUACAUCAUGCAGCUCGGAGCAGCAACCCCUGCCCUGAUGCCCUGACACCUGUAGCAGUUGAUGGGACAGAGCCAAAGACAUCGUCUAACAGUCCAACACCUCUCUCAGCCACACUGCAGUCACCUGCCCCUGCUUCCACAUCAUCAUCCACACUCACCCAGACAAACACCCCUGCAGCUUCACAUACCCAUACAUCCAAACGCCAAGAAAACCCACUGAAACUGGCCUACAUGGUUUCUCUGGGCCUUGUAACACAUGACUAUCUGGAGGAGAUUCAGAGCAAACGUCAAGAGAGGAAGAGACGAACAACAGCAAACCCAGUGUACAGUGGGGCAGUUUUUGAGCCAGAGCGUAAGAAAAGUACACUGUCAUAUCUAAAUUCUGCAAACCAGGGCUGCAGGAAGAGAGGUCGCCCACCCAAAUACAGCAUCGCGGUGGAGCGGGGCGACAGCCCCUUGACCCCCACCAGCCGCCACCCAGCGUCUCUGGGUCCUCAGCAACCCAGCAUGGGUGGCCCUCACUCCCCUGCCCUCCCACAAACCCUCUCAUCAUAUCCACCCCCAUCCAGCCCCCGUGUCAGUCCAAGCUCAGAGAGGGAUGGAGACAUCCGUGAUGAUUUCUGUGUGGUGUGUAGGCGCAGUGGGCAGUUACUCAUGUGUGACACCUGCUCACGCGUCUAUCACCUGGACUGCUUGGAGCCGCCCCUCCGCACUGUCCCCAGGGGCAUGUGGAUCUGCCCCUCGUGCCAAAGUCAGAUUUUGAAGAAAGAUGAGGCAAUAGAGUGGCCUGGAACACUCGCUAUAGUCCAUUCCUAUAUUUCCUACAAAGCAGAGAGAGAGCAGGAGAAACAGAAGCUGGAAAAGUGGAGCUCUGAGCUCCAGCAGGAGAGAGAGGAGUUACAACUCCGAGUCAAACAGCUCAGCGACUCCAUAAUGAUCUGCAUGGAGAGCAGAAAUGGUGUUCUGGCCCGACAGAGAGAAAUGGAGGCAUCGAUAGAGAAGGUGAAGGGUCUAGUGCGUCUGAUCAGGGGCAUUCAGUUGCCAAAAGUCCCUCCCACUGGCAUGGCCAAUGGAGACACAGAUCCUGCUUUAACCCAGCAGCCUGACAUUACCCAAACAUCUGAGGAAGAUAAACAUGCAAAUAUAAAGAACAACAUAAAGGAUAGUAUUCCAGCUAUCAUCAUCAGCGCCUCAACAGACCUCAGUGAUACCUCAAAUCUAAAAAGCAGCCUAAACAACAAUGCUGCAAACAUCAACAGCAGUGUUUCAAGCCCUGGAAAUACCGAUCUCCUCCGGUGUGCUCCCAGCACAAAUAUCUCUCCUGUUCUCAGCAAUACCCAAAGCCAGAAUCCCAUUAUUGCCAAGUCAAAUGGGCCUCUGGAGCCAGAAGACAGACAUGAGGAAAGUAUAGACAAAAAUACAGACAACGAUAUAAAUAAAAACAGCAUUGGAGACAUAAACAAAAACAGCAUCAGGGAUCUCAGAGGAACCACAGAACCCCCGCUGCCUGCAGUAAUGCCCAUGGCAGAUGUAAUACAGGGUGUAGAAUAGUACCAUCAUCCUACCUUUGACCCUUUUCCACCCUGUAUGCGCCAUAGACCCCCUCCCGAAUCACCCAGCACCCGCACCUGGAUGUCCAAAGUUGCCAUUCAGCAUUUCCUUUCUUGUGUCGUCAUUUCAUUCUGUAUCCGCAGUGCCAUUUCAGAUGAGCAGGAUUAAAAGUUCUGAAGUACCAGCACCUAAAAAAAGUUUAACACAAAGAUUAAUCAUAUAGAAAAUGAAUAAAUUAAGAGUUAUAAGAGUUUAAGAUAUCACACCAACGCGUGCCUGCUGUCGUUGCCAUUGCGCCUCUUGGUCAGAAAGCUUAGGGAACGACCGAGGCAAGGCCUUUGCCGGCUCUUAGGACGUGAAUAUUGCUUGUGGUCUCUGUCAGGUCCUGUUGCUGUAUAAAAAGGAGUAUUAACACUGUCUAAAUGACAGAAUUUCUCCAAAAGAGGCAUAGGGCUUUUGUUUUUUUCUGGGCUCCAAAGCAGAUUAGAACAACUGAGAGGGAAAGGUGAAGCAUAAUUUAUAAGCAGGUCUUCCAGGUGUUUAAAGAGAUACACACCUAUUAGAUGUAUUUGUCCUAUUUAUGGUCUUAUAGAUUGUGCAGCAAUUCUGUAAAUAUAUUUUUUUUAAUUGCUGUCUUUUUGAGGAAAUAUUCAGUUCUGUUUUGCCAAAUGUUUGCCACAGGGACAUGUAUUUUUACUUUAUGGUGGUUUUAAAUAGCUAUAUGAAUAGUAGAGUUGUAUUUGCGUAGCAUCAGUAUUGAGAACCCUUAAUGUAAAAUCUGACACAGCCUUAACUCGUGAUCAAAUUGAGAUGUGUUUGAGUGUUUAGACAAAGUUACUGAGUGUGAUGUUGGAUCUCAAACACAGUCUAUAUGUUGUGUAUUGUACCCAUAUCACUCACUUGAAACUUAUUUUAAUUAGGCUAUAGGCUAUCUGCCAAUCAAUAGCUUUUAUGAUCCUCAACCAGUGACCCCAAGAAAACUGAACCAAAAGACAAAACUACAUGGUAAUCUGCCCUCUGGUUUAUGCACAUUUGAUUAGAAAUAUUCCAUUUGUUAAGUGAUGCUUAUGUAGCAUUUUAAAGGGCUUUGUCUUUUGUAUUGUUUUAUUAGCUGAAGUGUUAGCCUUCCAAAUGGCAGCACUGUUAAGAUCACUUGGAGAAAAAAAGCACAGGACUGUAAGCUUUAGUCACGAAUCCAACAGCACCAGUGUAAGAAAUAUAGGGACAGACUCUAACCCGAAACCCCUCCAUUUUUCUGUUAUCAUAUCAUGUUGAAGAUGAACGAUCAAAGCCUUGCUGCAUUUGUACCAUGUCUCAGAGUGUACAUUUGGUCAUAUAUGACUACAGACCAGGGUGUUGUUAUAAAUAAUAAUAAAAUAGGUGGGUACAAAAUAUCAAAGGCUGAUAUAUUAUUGACCAGUAAACAGGAAGAUAUAACUAUAAUUAGUAAUCUGGUAAUGGAAUUUCAGUCAAUAAUUACAACUGAUAACUUUCUCUCACACACUGACAAACGUAUAGUCACUAGUUGUGGACAUUUCCACUGUCCUGGAACUAGAGGUGGGUAAUCCGGGUCCAAACGGUGAAAACCCUCCCCAGCAUUUUGAUCCAACUGCCUGAACACCUUUGCUGCUGGUUUGAGCAAGUUUGAAGGGUCAAGCAGUUGGAACAAAAUCCUAGGGUGAGUUUUUAUUUUUUGGACCUGGAUUACCCACCUCUACCUGAAACACACACAGGUUGCAUAUUGGAUAAUAGCACAGCUCCACACAUGGAAGACUGAAGGUUUAGUCCCCCGUCUAGGCAGGAUUGUCACUGCUGUAACAGUUAGAACCCCUGGGCACGACUUAUAACAUUACAUUCAUGUGCGUUUGUGUGUUCUAAAAGUCUUUUUAAGUAGUCAUGGUUAUGUAAAACUUGGAGCUGACACAAACAGCAUAUUAUGUGGGAAAAGUCCUUCCUAAUGUCUCACAUAUUUUUACAUGUUGUGUCUAUUUUUUCAUGUGACUGAACCAGCCCUAGUAUAAUUAUUCAGUGACCUAUAUUUAUGCUGCAUUUAAAAGUAUUGGCAGUAAAUGGGUAAUGGCAAACUGGAUUUUCCAUUGUUUCCAGAGGUGCUGUUGAAUGUUCUACCAAGACCUCAGUUUUCCCAAAUUUUGCCAUUGAUUGUGGGGUGAAAUAAACUGGAUGUUCAUUAUUUGGGCAGCCACAGAUGCCAGAUGUUGCAAUGCAGACAAACCCAGUAUUAUACAACAAAAAUAAAGUACUACAUCUUUCUGACAUUUUCCUACUUAAAUAAACAGUCUACACUGCUAAAACUCUCCUCGCCAGUAAUGCUAUCACCAUGCCAGUGUUUGGUCACAAAUGAGGUAUAAGCAACACAGCAUUUCAAGAGUUUCAACCUGACACUCACUACUUCAUAUAUGUGUAUUAUAGUGGGAACUUAAAAUGCAAAAAAAUAAAAUAAUUUUUUGGUUUAUGUAUAGGCCACAGCAAGGUGUUAACGGUGGUUGUUGUUAUUGGCCAAGAAAUUCCAUAUCAAUGCAUAAUUAAUACAAAGAAAGAAACUUAUGGGUUUGUGUUCAAAUAUAAAUCAUUAUGUUAAUAAAAGAAGCACAACAGAUCAUGCGGAGAUGCAAAUGUCAAAUAGAAUUGUGAUGCAGGUCUGUAGAUAUAGAUGGUUCUGUUGAAGUGUCAGCUUUAUGUGUGUGUCUGUGUGUAGCACUUCUCAGGCAGACACUGCCCUAUCCUGCAGUAGUCUUUCUGAAGCAGUUGCCUUAAGAUAUUGUGUGUGAUCUCCCUGCACUGAGGGGUAUCUGUGUAAUCUGGCAACAUAACGUGUGCACACAGUGUUUCUCUGCAGGAAACAUGACCUCUUUUUCUGUUGUACAAUCAUCAGAUUUGUCAAUUAUGUAUGUUACACUUGUGGUUUAGUGCACAGUGCCUCAUUCAUCUAGGGUAUUUAAGUUUUGUUUACAAGACCUGUAAUUUAAAUUGCUAAUAUGUUGUUGCACUUUGGGUUCAGACAAUUUCUCAGUUCUUUUUUAUGUUGUAGUGCAUCAGUCGUCAUCUCAUGCUUCAUGUGGAUUGAUUUGAAAUCAAUCACUUUUAAAGCAGCCCAGCUACGUUUUUGUCUAGCUACACAAUAGUAUAGAGGAGCCAUGAGCCAAUUCUUCUUGCUGGAGAUGGAACAAGCUUCCCUUUUCUAGAUGAAUAUACUAGCAUUUACUUCUAAUAAUGUUUAAAAUGCAAGUACACGCUUUUGGGGAACUAAUAAGACAUAAGCUGGUGGGCAGCUUUAAGCCCUAUAAAACUGAAGAUAGUAGG